GAGCAUCACCUCUUGCCGCCCCUGGGCCAGAGCCCUCACAAUAUAUCAAGCCGUAGACAGGAUAAUACAAAAUAUUUCCAAAAUUGAAAACCUUUGUGUGGCACUUGACAAUGGCCAACAAUUUGAACGCCCAGCAAGUACAGGAUCUGCAGCAGGAGUCGAUGGAGCUGCCGGUAGAGGAAUCAACCUCCGAAAUGAAACUGACUUCGGAGUACUCCACUGAUUCGGUCAUCAAUGAGAUCAUCGCCAAGUCCCUGACAACCGAGCCAUCGUCUCAGUCGUCGUCGAUGGUUGCCCUGUCGGAGCCAGGAUCAGAGAAACGCCACAUGUCCUUUCGAGCUCUGGCCCGCCUUGCGAUGGUACUGAACGGAGUCAUGACCCAUCAUCGCGCCAAACGGGCCGAGGACGUGGGCUUCUGGCGGCAAAUGGCCGAGGGAUACUGCCAGGAGAACGAGAGGUACCAGAGGGUGGUCGAGAUCCAGCGGAAGAGGAUCGACAUCCUGGAGAGGGAUCUGCGCACGCUGGUGGGCCUGGCCCGGGAGACCCAGCAAAUGCUGUCGGUGAUCAGUGCCGAGAAGCGUUGCAGCCAGGAGCGCGGUCAUGGCGAGCACGCCGAUUAGAAUUUGGUUAAUUUGUGUAUCGAAUUUUAGUUUAGCUCUAAGUGGCAAAAAAAAACUGGUAUUUUUUGGUGGCACACAGUAAAUUUUACAAAUUUUUUUGAUUAAAAAUAUUUUCAACA
Molecule: messenger RNA, 739 nt
Organism: Drosophila ananassae
Lineage: Eukaryota; Metazoa; Arthropoda; Insecta; Diptera; Drosophilidae
Exons: 1
Coding region: 111-620 (169 amino acids)
Source: RefSeq, a predicted model, not a curated record